Diorhabda carinulata is the source of this 5601-nucleotide messenger RNA. RefSeq lists its product as uncharacterized. The record is from RefSeq and is a predicted model, not a curated record. The transcript has 3 exons. Bases 233 to 3739 code for a protein of 1168 amino acids. NCBI's taxonomy places the organism in Eukaryota, Metazoa, Arthropoda, Insecta, Coleoptera, Chrysomelidae.
AAAUCUCAAAACUAUUAUAUUUUUCUAUGAUCAUAACAAUAAAAAUUUGAGAGUAACAAUUAUUUUUUAUAAUUAUGUAUUCAUUAAUAAUAACUUGUUUACUAGAAAUAGAGCAGCCUUCAUCCAUUUUAGUGCUAAGUUAUAUUUCUAAAGAUAAUAUGAAUGUUUAAAAUAUUUCUUAUUGGUAAAGUUAAAUUACGUGAAAAGUUUUGAACCAUACAGAUUUUCCAUUAUGGAGAUACUUACUCCCGCCGAUUUUGUAAAUGAAUUUCAUAAUCUAGAUGGAGUUGUGAUAAGUGAACGUAAAAAGAAUUUUUUCAUCCUUCUUAAUAAAGCUUCUCAAAAUUUCUCUUCGGACGAUGUUGAUAGUGCCAUAGAAAAUCUCCAACCCACAACUUACCAAGAAAAAUUGUUUUUUGUCAAAACAUUGAUUUAUUUUAAAAAAAUUGAGCCAUUGCUUGAAGUAUUGAAAAAAUGCAAUAGGGAGCAUAUAAAAAUGGUUGUUAAGCAAAAAUGGUUCAUUCAAGAAGCUUUUAGAGACAUAACAUCUGCUUCAUUAGUAAAUGAGUUCCUGCCCUGGGUUUCUUAUAGUACGUGUUUGAAACUAUUGGGAAGGAUCCCAAAUUAUUGGACUGAAGAAAAGAAUGACGAGUUGUUCGACUGCAUUCAGAAAAGGUAUGGUUUCUCUUAUGCACUGAAGAUUCUUCAUACAUGCUCUUCAUCGAAAAUUGAAACGCAUUUGAAGGAAGAAUCGCCACUACUAACAACGAAUCAACUUAUUUCUUUACUAAAAAGAAACGAGGAAUUUUUUAAAUUGUAUAUCAAUCAACGUUACAGUGUUAACAACCCGUACGUUGACCAAAAAGUCCUUAAUAUUUUAGCCAAUAAAUCGGUUGAUCUUUUAUUAGAAUUAUUGGAUAAUAAAUUGAUAGAUUUAAAAAUUUUGAGUACGUCAGCAAGUGUCAGGUUGUUGAACAUAUCGAAGCAAAAAUUAUACGAAGAUCCAAAUUUUUUCAAAAUUUUUAAUAUCAGAUCGUUAGUGAAGCAUCUCGGAUCUGAUUUCAAAACAUUUCUGCAACACAAAUUUUCUCAAAAUAUAGAUAAAUUCAGUUCACAAUCUAUUUACUCGAAUUUGUUCAAACAGUACCCGAAAAGUUCAAGAUGGUCUUUAUUUAUCGAAGUAUAUCACAAUGUUUAUAAUAAAAAUAUCGAGGAGUUUUUGAAAACUACCGAUACGUUCGUUAUCACGUUGAAUCCUGAUAAAAAAACAAUUUCCCAAUGGGCAGGAUACAAAUAUGAAUCUACCAAAGAGGAUAUUUACUUGAAGUAUUUCCCACCGUUGGCAUCGAUACCGAUUAUCAAAGGAAAAAUCGAUGUUACAUCGGAUGCUAGGAAAAGAGAAGAAAUGAUUAAACUGUUGAUAACUUCUUGUGCCGUAAAUAGAGAUUUCGAAUCGUUAGAUGAAGUUUUGGAAUAUAUAAACGAAAGGCAUAAAAAUGAAGAUCCUAAUGCUCAUAGAAGAUUGGUAGAAUUUUUUUUAAACGAAUUUAAAACAAUCGGAUUUACGAAAAAUCAAUUGGAUUUCGUCCACGAGCAAAUUAUUUUCAUAAAAACACAAGGUUUAAUCGAUUUUUUUUAUUACGAACAUUUUUUUGUGGAAAUUUUAAAAUAUUCAUACGAAAACCAUAAGGAUUUGUUUAAUAAAUUAUUACUCGAAUAUUUAAGAGACUUGUAUACUUCCAGAAUAUGGUAUUACGGUAAUAAUCAGAUUCAUUUCGGUGAAUUUAAACGUGAAAUUUUGAUAGAAAUGUGUAAAAUAUUUCCUCAAGUUGUGGUAUCGAAAAACGAUUAUUUUUUGGAAUUUACUCGAAUUUUCGUUGAAAUUAUAGUGCAGUUAUCCACUAUCAACAUUCUGGAAUACCCGGUAUUCGUAUCGGCGAUACAAGAGGCUUGUAACAAAUCAGAUUUGAGUUACAGCGACGUGAUCCUAGUUUCACUAGGUAUACAAUAUAAUACGAAUUUUCCUCGAUUAACUUUCCUGGAUGAAACUACGAUAUUUAAUUAUUUAUCAUUGGUGAACAAACGAGAGCAAUUCGUUUUUUUAAAGGAUUUUUUUAAACGGAUAGUUACGAAGGGGCAACUUACCGAAUUGGAGUUGAAAAUAGUGUCGUUCGUAUUGGAAAACGUGGAUACAUCUGUGGUAGGAAAUUUAGAACCCAUACUGAAGAAUUACCCUCUUUUACUUCUACCGAAUAUUGAAAAAAAUUGGAAAAAUAUUAAUUUGGAAUAUUUGAUUAAAAUUAUUAAACAUUAUACCCACAUCGGUAUGGAUAGAAUAUUGUGUGAUUACUUAAUAAAUAAUUGGUUGGAAGCUGAUUUACCUACACAGAAAGAUGCGGUUAAAAUUUUAUUAAAAUUAUUACCCGAAGAAGAUUUUAUAGAAUUUUUUGAAAAAAAUUUAAACGUAUUAACUUCAGUUCCGGAUUUAACCACCGAAGAUAUAAAAUCUCAUAAAAUACAAUGUCAACUUGCUGGGGAUUUUAAAAACGUUUCGGAACCUCUUAAAUAUCUUCCUUUGUUACAAAAAUAUUGUACAGAGGAUUAUAUAAAAUUUGCCUUACCUUCUUUAUACAGUUUCUUCUCUAGAUUAGCAGAAAAAAAUAUUUAUUCUUAUAUGGAAUUUCUAAUACAAGACGUUUUAUUAAAAAAAUACAUAAUUUAUUUUAGUUGCCAAUUUUUAAAAAUAGAUUUUGUUAUAAAUUUACUUCGAAAUGUAGUACCGGAUGAUUAUAACGUUUUAAACACCCUGUGUAUAGUAACUCUAAUUUAUUUUAUAAAUACUCGUGAUGAGGAAUUGUUUAAAUUGUUUAUAAAAUAUGUAACAAUGAUUGAUAUUUAUGAUAAAAAGUUAUUUGCUAAAUUAAUUAAACGUGCACCUCCAAAAAUGUUUAUAUCUGAGUAUAUCGAGGUAUGUUGGAGAAAAAUUGAACAUAUUAAUACCGACGAUGAUAAAGUUAAUAAAUUAUUAGAUAAUUUGUUAAAACAUACAUUCGAUAAAAAUGUUAUAACUCGUUUAACAACCUCAUUUAUUACUGAUACUAUUUCUCGUUAUUUACCAAUAGAAAGUGUUGAUCGUUUAUGUAAUAUACAAAAAUUUACUAUUUUAUGUUUAAUAUACAGGGAAUCUGAAAAAAGUUCCAAUUAUAAGUUGACUUUUGACAUUCUAUCUGGAUUGAAAAUGAAAAGUAUUAAUAAUUUUUGUCAAACAGCCAUCGAUUUAUACUACACAAAUGUAGAUUCAGAAUUUAUCGACGAUUUUAUAAAGCAUUGGGGCGAGAAAUUUUCUUUAGCGGAAACUUUAAACGAACACAUAACCUUAAAAUUAUUUCGAAAAUUUUUGAAUACAAUCGACGAAACUAAAGCGGAAAACAUUAUAAAUUACUUAAACGAAUUGAUAGAUGAACUAGGAAUGCACAUUUUCGAAAUUUUUAUCGAUAAUUUACGAAAAUAUUUGAAUGAUUUAAACGAGGUCUCGAAAUAUAAUCUUUUGUAUUUGAUGUUGGGUUAUAAAAUGUCUGCAAUAACAUGCGUAUUGGUACUUAAAUUAUUGAAACCUGUUGAUCAGGGGUUGAGUGAAGAUGCAAAACCGAUUCAUGCGAAGAUAAUGGAGAAGAUCAAGACUUUCGAAGAACCUAUAGUUACAACUUAUUAUGAAAUGUAUUUACAUAAUUUGUAUUAAUAAUUGCUUCACUUUAAAAUUAAAAUGUUUUCAAUAAAUAUGAAUGUUUUAAGGCAUUUGCCUAGUACAGCCAUUCAAGCUUAAAAUCGACCGAAACCUCUUCCAAUCUGACUUGGUCGCAAAGUAUGCUUUUUAUUUUUAAAGGGUGAAAAUCACCCCUUACUCCAAUAAAUAAAACUAAUGAAUUAAAGCGGUAAUGGGCUGUAGUUAUGUUCAAAUAAUAUAAUAAAUGUUGAUUGUUUUGUAUCGUGACUUUAAUAUUUUGAUAUUUUACAGCUCACAUACCCUUAAAAACAACCCCUCAUACAAAGAUUAUUUAAAAAAUGUAAAACACAUGAAUUUUUUUUCUUCAAGUAUGAGAAAUCUGACCCUCAUUAUUUUUAAUAAUGCAACCACCAAAAACCCACCCCUCAGAAUGGAAAAAAUUGCAAAUUACUAAAUGGAAGCAGUUCUAGGGAUCAUUAUGUGAAAUGAUUGUUGUUUUUUUUUACAAUGUAAGUAAUAUUUCUAUUUUUUAUAUGUAACUACCCUAAUACAGUUAUUUAAAAAACGGCUAAAAGCAUGAAAUCAUUUUAUUUUCGAUUUUGAGUAGAAAAAAUAUAUAUAAUUUAAAUAUAACAAACCUGAUACAUAAGUUUUUAAUUUAAUUCAACCCCUAAAAACUACCCCUUAUAACAUAAAUUAGGGAAAUUUUUUUUAAAGGUUAAAGUGAUGGUUUUCGUUAAGAAAAUGAAUUGUUGCUUAUGAUAUAAUGAAAUAUUUCUACAAUUUUUUACCCCCUAUAAAUAUUAAACAUUUUAAACUUCAUACUUUGAUGAUAAUAAAAAAUAUUCAUUUUACAACGUUAAAUUAAGUAUAAAAUUAACAUGAUUUUUAAAGUAUACAUCAAUAAUUUAACUUUCUAAUUCAUCUAUUUCUUCUUCAUCAACUUCCUUUUCUUCUUGGUCAAAAGGAUAAUUUUGGCAGCUAUCACCAGAGCAAGUUUGAUUGCAAUAUAAUCCAAGUUUGCAACUCCCGUAAGUUGAGCCACAUCUUUUUUUACAAUCGCAAAAUAUCAUUUUAAGUAGCUCUUCUGGUGCAGGAGAAUCCGUCAUUUUGUUUGGUACCAAGGUGCCAUUCAUUUUUGUCCAUCCCCAAUCAGUGAAAUUGAGAGUUUUGUUACCGAGCCAAAUUUGGAUUUGCAGCUAAACUCUUUUGAUAUGUUCAUCUAGAACACUUAUAGUUGGCACUACAGAUGCCAAAUUUACAGCAUUUUUCUGGUUGUAACUUUAAUAAAAGAUUCAUAGCGCAUUUUUUUCUGAAAAUGCCACAUAAUCUCCAAACAAUAAAAUGGUGGUAUAUCUGCCAGCUUCAUUAUGUCGUCAAGCUGCGAGUUAGGAUCAUAAAAGGUUUUAACUUUUUCUUUUAAAUCAGCUCGUUUUUCUAAGAGCUCAAUAAGCUUUUUUUCCUUUAUUGAAAAAUGCAGCCGUAAAGUCGCAACCAGUGAAACAAUGCGAAAAAAGUAUUAAUUUUCUAGUGUUUGGGUAUUCCCAUUCAAAACUUUUGGAUGAAUAAAUAACAGAAGGCUCAUUUUGUUUUCCUAAUUUUAAAAAAUAAAUUUCUCGAUCUGAGCUUUUUUUUAAUAAUAAUUCGGCUUCCCUUCAAACUUUUUGUAUUCAUCCAUACAUCAUUUUGUAGGGAAUUUCAUAAGCUACAAAACCAUGAGAGUUGCAACCCUUCUAGGCCCUUUUCUUCAGAGAAUUUUGAUGUUAAAGGGUAAAAUAAGACUAAAUUUUAGUUACAGAAAAAUUCUUUCGUUGAUCCAAUAGCUUUUGAGAUAUUUUGAAAAAAUAACGUUUUUUUUUAAAUCGAAAAAAAAAAAA